GUGUACACUUACGCACACGCGCGCACACACACAUAUAUACACGGGCGCGAGCGUGAACUUGUCAGGGCGUAUUUAUAAUGUGGAGGUUUUUCAAGCCGAGCCUGAGGAACAUCUUUAGCACAAACAUCAGGAUGUCGUCUGAACAGAAUCCCGUCCGAGAAAGAAAACCCAGAGAGGAGGAGAAUUGUGGAUUUGUGCCAUUGGACAUGUCUCCGUCCCUGGCGAGGAUAAAAAAUGGCGACCAUCAAAGUCCACGCGUCUUUGCAGCGAACAUUUCAUCACAGCUGGGAGAGCUUGGGAAAGGCGCAGGGAAGGGAGGAGGAGGAGGCGGCGCGAUCAGGGAGGCAGGAGGAGCGUUUGGAAAGAGGCAGGCUGUCGAGGAAGAGAUGUACUUCAAGAAGAAGGAGCAGGAACAGAUAGCUGCUCUGAGACAACACCAUCAGGAAGAAAUUAAUCACCACCAGAAGGAGAUCGAGCGUAUUCAAGAAGAGAUCAGCCGCCACGAGGGCAAAAUUCGCCAAUUAAAAAAGCAUGACUGAGACUAGUGCAAAUGAGUACGAUUAUAAGAGCUCUUUGCCAGCUCUUUCAACUAACAGUGUUACAAGUUUGAUGGGUUUUUGUAAGUUUUAUUAGUUGUGCAUGAUCGUUAAAAUAGAAUAAAAGAAGGCAAACUGAUUCA
Molecule: messenger RNA, 679 nt
Organism: Ictalurus punctatus (channel catfish)
Lineage: Eukaryota; Metazoa; Chordata; Actinopteri; Siluriformes; Ictaluridae
Product: ATPase inhibitor B, mitochondrial
Exons: 4
Coding region: 78-539 (153 amino acids)
Biological process (GO): negative regulation of ATP-dependent activity
Cellular component (GO): mitochondrion
Molecular function (GO): ATPase inhibitor activity
Source: RefSeq, a predicted model, not a curated record